Messenger RNA from Amblyraja radiata (thorny skate), 4732 nucleotides. It is a transcript of the gene pdzd7a, whose product is annotated as PDZ domain containing 7a. Gene Ontology annotation, biological process: sensory perception of sound; auditory receptor cell stereocilium organization. Gene Ontology annotation, molecular function: protein binding. The coding region runs from base 411 to 3344 and encodes 977 amino acids. Gene Ontology annotation, cellular component: plasma membrane; stereocilium tip; stereocilia ankle link complex. The transcript has 16 exons. The record is from RefSeq and is a predicted model, not a curated record. Lineage: Eukaryota; Metazoa; Chordata; Chondrichthyes; Rajiformes; Rajidae.
ACCUGUCGCCGUGGCAACGGCCGGGGGGGAGGCCCGUCCUAGAGCAGCUCACGGUGAACAGACCAAAGAUCUCCGCUGUAGGAUAUAGGAUCUUUGGAAUAGACUGCAGCGUGUGUUUGAGGGCGGCCGAUGAACGGAAUUCUCAAAAUUAUUUCCAAAUAACUUUCUACCAGACACUGAGGCAAAAUGGCUGAAGGUUUGGCAAGUCUUUGUUAUCUCAAUACCCCUAUUUCUGAUCUCUAUAUUCUACAUGGAGCCGUCAUCAGUUCCUUGGGCAAGCAAGAUGCAAGGUGAAGAAUCCUUGGUGCUGCUUCAGACUUUAAAAUGGAAGAAAUUGGCAAAUCCAUCUCCCACACCUGAUAACAUCACAUGAAUUUAUACAAUCCUGAUUAUUGGUGGACUACACCAGCAUGGCUCAUUCAUUUGACUCUGCAAGAAGAGAGAUGACAGAUACAAUACAUCCCAACUAUCACACUGGUAGUUCAAGCACAGCAACAAAGUACCUGUUAAAGAAGCAGCACAAGCAAAUGAAUGGACCGCCCAGAGCAACUCGAUCUAAUUCACCCAUGGGCAGGGUGAUCCUUAUCACAGGUGCUUCUCCAAUUGAAGCUGGCACUGAAGAAUGUGAUUCGGCUGAGGCGAUCCACAACAUCACUGUAGGGAAAAGUCUGGAUGGGAAACUGGGAUUCAGUGUUCGUGGAGGCUCUGAGCAUGGUCUUGGAAUAUUCGUGAGCAGAGUAGAAGAAGGAAGUGCAGCUGACCAGAGUGGCCUCUGCGUAGGUGAUAAAAUGAUGGAGGUUAAUGGAAUAAGCUUUGAGAACAUUACGAUGGGAAGUGCUGUGACUGUACUCACUGGGAGCCAGCGUUUACGUUUGGUGGUAAGACGAUUGGGAAAAGUGCCAGGGAUCAAAUAUUCCAAAGAGCUGACUACAUGGGUUGACACAACAACAAGGAGGAUAAUAGCAGAGAAAACUCAAAGUUCUGGAGACAUUGAAUCUGAGGAUGGAGCCAGGAGAAUUAUCCAUCUUUACACCAGUUCAGAUGAUGUGUGCCUAGGUUUUAACAUCAGGGGUGGAAAGGAAUUUGGUUUGGGAAUAUACGUAUCCAGAAUUGAUCCCGGUGGACUGGCAGAGCAAAAUGGCAUCAAAAUUGGAGACCAAAUCCUAGCAGCCAAUGGAAUAAGCUUUGAGAAAAUCACCCACAGCAAAGCAGUAGAAAUCCUGAAGGGUUACACACACAUUAUGUUGACAAUAAAGGAGGUUGGCAGAUAUCCUGCAUACAAGGAAAUGCUGGCGGAAUACAGCUGGCUGACCAAAUUGACAAAUAAUCAUUCUCAGCGUUUUGGCUCAGACACAAAUUCUUCCACUUCAUCUCAUUCAUCUGGGACACCUUUGAGCUCCAUGAGUGAUUCUUUACAGGUCUUCCUCCCAACCACCCACAGUUCAACUGACAUGGUAGAUGUAUGUAUUUCCACAGAGGACUCCAAAUCUCUGCAGUACAAUCGUCUAGAGACAAUAGAGACGGCUAUGCAGACAGACCUCCAGCUGUCUCCCUACUCAAAUGUUGACAUGGCACGUGAGCAAAGGGCAGGAAAGGCAGCAACAGAGCGAAGCAGGGCACUUGGCCGCACGGUGCUCCUGAAGGAAACGGCCAUUAGGUCAGAUAGUAUUAAGGAAACUCGUAUCAGACCAAGGACUUACUCCACGGGAGACAGCGCUGAUGAAUUGUUGGACUCUCCAAAAACUGCAGUACUGGUGGCGCUGAGCAAACCAAGAAAACCAAUCAGCCGAUCACAGAGUUAUAUUACUAUAGGAGAGGACAAGAAAAAGAAGAAAAAAAAACAAAAGACAUCUGAGAAAGGAACAAAAUUGGAGCGAUCCAAAACAUUUAUGAACAUCUUUUUCAGAAGCGGACGAUCAGGAAAGCAGUCAAGUGAGCAGAAAGAAAAAGACAGAUCGAAAUCCCCAUCUCGCACAGAAUCAGACAAAGAUAAAGAAAGAGGCCAUCGCUUUAAAAUAUUGGGCCUUCAGAAGGACCAAAAUGGUCUCUCCACAAACGACUCAUGCAGUCACUGCCUAGCUGUGAUUGAGGAUAUUGCAAAGAAACUCCUGAAUCAAGAUGAAGUCAAUGCCAUUUUGCGUCACUGUGAUCAGUAUGUUUCAGGUGGUGGGGUGGAAGAUUUUGUGCGCCCUUUACUUUUUAUUUUGGAUAAACCAGAGAAACUGCUGAUACUGAGAGAAAUCAGGACCAUCAUCGGACCAACUGACCUGGGGAGGUUUGACAGUAUGGUCAUGCCUUAUGAAUUGGAAGCCUAUGAUAUUCUGAAGAUCAGAGCAGGGAGAUCUCCAGUGCUUAGGCAAGCUGACUAUGGAUUGACCCCAAAGCGACACUUGAUUACACCUAUUCCAGAUUUCAGAGGUGGCUUUCAUCUGAAACCAUCUCAGGAUUAUGAAAAGGAAAGAAUGAUGGUGGAGGAAAUCAAGAGGUUAAAGAUCUCUGCUUCAAUCCAGCAAGAAAAUAACCAAAGACGAUUCACAGCUUUAGAAGACGUACCUGUGGAUAGGUAUGACAUGGAAAACACUUUGUUUAAACCCGCUUCUCGCAGUCCAGUGAGGUCAAACUGGUUGCUGGCAGAGUCCUGUCAGACAGCAGUCCAACCAUCUGCUCCAAAGCAAGAUGCCAAUACAAUACAAUCUGAGGUGUUGGACAAACGGCCUGGCAAUGGCAAAACCAGAGGAUCAACAAAGUCAAAGCAACACAAAACUGAAAGAGAGAAAGCAGAGAAAAAUAAAGACACGCCGUUGUAUUCAGUGGUGAACAAGUCCAAAAGUACAAGGCCUGUUUUAGAUCAAGUGUUUGAAAAAACUUUGCCCAACAGCAACAGAGGUUUACGCAGCGUAACCACAACCAGGGAGAGCCAAAAUGAACUCAAGGAGGAACCGGUUUAUGCAGAGUUUCAGGAACUCUUGGAAAAUGGUCACGAAGAAAGAAAAAACAUCAAUGAAGGAAUAACAACAAGGAUGGGGAAAAGCGCAGAAAACAAAGUACAAGAAUAUGACCUGGUGACAGUCAAAGUCUCCAAGAUGAAACAAUCAUUAGGAAUUAGCAUUUCAGGUGGCAUUGAAUCUAAAGUUCAACCUGUGGUGAAAAUAGAGAAGAUUUUCCCUGGAGGGGCUGCAUCGGCCAGUGAAACUCUUAAGGCUGGUUACGAACUGAUUUCAGUUGAUGAAGAAAGCCUCCAAAACGUCACACACCGACAAGCAGUGGAUAUAAUUCGUCGAUCGUACAGUAACAAAUCACUGGAGCCAAUGGUGUUUGUGGUUAAGGUACCCAAGAACAGCUGAAGAUUAAAUCUGUCGAGAUGUGAUAGUCUUCGCGUGUACAGUUACUGAUUAUUACACAACGUGAAAAUGAAUUAUCGGCAUCCGUCCACAGAGUGUCAAUUCAUUCUGAAUUCUGAAAUCUAUGAACGACUUCAGAACCCAGGCACUUUAAUUCGAAAGGACCACAUUGAUUUCAAAGAAAUUUGCUAAAUGUUCCAUACAGUGGAUGGACACCGAGUACUAUAUGUGAAUGGAUCAUUACUGUGUAAAUACAUAUUGUGCAGACCGGUGUAAUAUAAAAUGUCUAGAGCGGUCUCUUACACAUAGGCACGUGGUCUUUAAAUCACUUUAUGAAAAACAUUGCAAUUUUUGUAUCACGGUUGAGGAUGAAUUUUGGACUAUUAGUGUUAAGAUUGUUAGAGUUCAUAAGUUAUUGAAGCAGAAUUAGGCAAUUCGGCCCAUCGCGUCUACUCCGCCAUUCAAUCAUGGCUGAUCUAUCUUUCCCUCUCAACCCCAUUCUCCUGCCUUAUGCCCAGAACCCCUGACACCAUUCCUAAUCAAGAAUCUGUCAAUCUUAAAAAUAUCCAUUGACUUGGCCUCCACAGCCGUUUGUGGCAAUGAAUUCCACAGAUUCACCACCUUCUGACUAAAGAAAUUCCUCCCCAUCUAUCUAAAGGUGCAUCCUAUUAUUCUGAGGCUCUGGUUCUGGACUCUAGUGGAAACACCCUCUCCACAUCCACACUAUCCAGGCCUUUCACUAUUCGGUAAGUUUCAGUGAGGUACAGGCCCAAUGCCGUCAAACGCUCAUCAUAAAAAUCUUUUAAACACUCAGUCCUGAGUUUGAUUAGGGAAUUGGCACUUUUAUAUUGAGACAAUGCUAUCAACGUCAGAUUAAUGGUAUUCCCACCAUCAGUAACAUUUUGCUUUAUUAAAGUGGAUAGCCAUCCCAUUGAUAAUGGCAUUAGAAGUGUUUCUGGGUCCCUUUUAUGUCCACUUUUCAAUGCUAACAUUUUAUAAGGAACAGCACCACGACAGCAGGAGAUUUUUCCCUGAGCAUUGGUUCCUAUUAAAUCAUAUUAAAUAGAAGUAGCUCCUGAUACACCAAAAUACUUUUUUUUUUGCAGCCUUAUUACCAAAUUCCAUGUCCAUUCUGUAUGCUGCUUCUAUUUAUUUAGAUUAUUUUUCAAUUCCAAAUCAUCUGGAUCUUGUUUACAGCCUGAUUGUUAACCAAAGACAUUUGUAUUUGCAAUGUUGUACAUGAUAGCUAACAACACUUAAUUCUCUGUGAUGAUCAAACAGUGCCUUAACUAUAUAUGUGAACUUCCUUUCCAUAGAAAACAGAAGAGCAAAUAUAUUAUCUAACUGCACCCUUGACAUUUUGUGAAAUAAAACUUGACAUUAAAACAUAA